This is a messenger RNA of Sceloporus undulatus (fence lizard), 2858 nucleotides long. RefSeq names its product ELL associated factor 1 (gene EAF1). The record is from RefSeq and is a predicted model, not a curated record. Gene Ontology annotation, cellular component: super elongation complex. The coding region runs from base 32 to 802 and encodes 256 amino acids. NCBI's taxonomy places the organism in Eukaryota, Metazoa, Chordata, Lepidosauria, Squamata, Phrynosomatidae. The transcript is spliced from 6 exons. Gene Ontology annotation, molecular function: transcription elongation factor activity. Gene Ontology annotation, biological process: positive regulation of DNA-templated transcription; regulation of transcription elongation by RNA polymerase II.
GCCCUCCUCGUCGUCGUCGUCUCUGUCAGCCAUGAACGGAGCGGCGAACCCGCUGCUGGACAAGGAGCAGCACCCGCUGCAGCUCGGGGAGAGCUUCGAGAGGCACCCCAAGGCCUCCUUCCACACCAUCCGCUAUGAUUUUAAACCAGCAUCAAUAGACACAUCUUGUGAGGGGGAGCUUCAAGUCGGUAAAGGAGAUGAAGUUACAAUUACAUUGCCACAUAUCCCAGGUUCUACUCCUCCAAUGACUGUGUUCAAAGGAAAUAAAAGGCCAUACCAAAAGGACUGUGUGCUUAUUAUCAAUCAUGAUACUGGGGAAUAUGUGCUUGAAAAGCUAAGCAGCAGCAUUCAAGUCAAGAAGACAAGAGCUGAAGGCAGCAGUAAAAUCCAAGCACGAAUAGAGCAACAAUCUGCCCGAGCUUCACAACCUUCCACUCAGUUCAGGGCUCCCACAAAGCCAGCAGCUGGUCCCAAAACCUCCCCAUUGAAAGACAAUCCUUCACCGGAGCCUCAGCUGGAUGACAUUAAGCGAGAGCUAAGAGCUGAGGUCGAAAUUAUUGAGCAGAUGAGUAGCAGUAGUGGCAGUUCCUCAGAUUCGGAAAGCUCCUCUGGGAGUGAUGAUGAAAGCUCUACCAGUGGUGGAGAUGAGGCUGCACACCCUUCCCCUUCUCAGCAGUGCCACAACAGGAACUCUGUUGCUAACGGUACUGCUACCGGCCGGCCACAAGGAAGCAAUCAGCUCAUGAACACCCUUAGAAAUGACUUGCAGUUGAGUGAAUCUGGGAGCGACAGCGAUGAUUAAAAUGAGGUUUCUCCUUUCCUGCUGCAAAGAUGCAGAUUUACCAAGCAGUAAGAAUGACACUUAAGUGGAAGCCGGUUUGGGACACAGCUGUACAAACAUGUGACUUGGGGAUGGUCCAAAGACAACAAAUGAUCCUGAAGCAAGGCUUAUUUUGUGUUAAUUCUGUCUGUAAAUUGUGUAUGUUGUGUAUAUUCUGAAGUUUUUAAACAGAUGUGAAUAUACUAUCUGAUACAGUGAUCUAUGUUCCUUACAUGCUAAUACUACAUAAAGCUUAAAUAAUAAUUGUGGUGUAAUCUAAUAGGACUCUUGCUUUUAGGAAUGGUUUGGUGCCCUGGCAGUUUUUAAAGCAAAAGUUGUCUGUGGCCUAAAUGUAUGCCAGGUUUACCAUUUUGAAAACCAAAUAAGAAAUGGAGUGCAGAUUUUUGAAAGGAGGGCAUCAGACUAAGAUAUAACAUUACAUUUGGGUUUCUUGAGAUUAAGGCAGAUACAUGGAUUGUCUUUGGUGAGUAAGAACUGCAUCCAAGCAAGGAACCAUAGUAAACUGGAAGAGUCAGCUUUUCUUUUUGCCUUCUGGGUUUUUGAUGUGCCCCUAAGUGGCUGACAGAGGUAUGUGUAGGGGGGGCACACUGUUAGAUCUUCUCAUAGACCUUUAUGAAUGUACAGAACUUAGAAGACUAAUACAAAACUUUACUGUUGGCGAGACCUCAUACAGUGAAGAAUGUUUUCUUUUAAAUGAUAGUUUAACUGAAAAGUGUAAAAAAAACCCUCCCUUUAUUACUUCUGUGUAAAAAAAUCUGUAUGCUGCCAAGUAUGAAUGUUCAUGUUUGCUUCCUCUAUGCAUGGUGCACCCCAUAUUCAUUGGGACAUCAUAUUUGCCCGAGCUCAUGAUGAAACAGAUAUGUGCACAUGAUAGUAAAUACGUGGAGGACCCAAAUUUCAACAGAUAGAAGUAAUAUCUUUCUUGGAAAUGUAUCUUGUUUUCUUAACAUUUGGUGAAGAUGGCAUGAGAAUGUUGAGGCUUAUAUCUUCUCAAACUGAGAAACAACUGUUUCCCUAUAUGGAGUCCCAGUAAUCAAUUUUUACCUGUCAAGUUUAUCAGUAGAGGACACAACUCUUAAUGGGUUAUUUUGGUAUAUCUUGCAGCAUGCAUAUAGCAUGCAGGAAUAUUACCUUGACAACAGUAUAGUAGUUGAAAUAAAAAGCAGAAAGUGAAUGUGGAAACCUCAAACCAGCCAAAAGCUCAUUUAGCAAAAGGAGAGAAGAUUGGUAAAUAUCUAUAUCUAUAUAUAUAUAUAUAUAUAUAUAUAUGAGAAAAAUCAAUAUUCACCUGGUACCUAAAACUAUGAACCUAUUGACUAACUGGCAUUUGUGCUGCUUCAGAGGUCAAAAAACAGAUUUUGUUUCCUGUCUGGUUUUUCAAAAAUGUUUCCCCUCAACCCAGGUGUUUAAUAACUCUGACAAUUUUUGAUGUUUUAUAGAACAGGUUUUCCAUACCAUUAUCUGUAUGUAUUAUAUGUGUUUUAAAGGCCUCUCUGUGUUAAAUGUAAUCUAGCAUUUUAUUUUGUUUUUAAUUUUGACAGGCAGAUAUGUAUACAUUUUGUGUUCUUGAGAGAGACUAGAAACUCUUAACACGUUAUAAAACUAAUUUUCUAGAUUAAUCUGAUUUAUAUUGCUACAAUUAUGUACAAUUUUACAUGUGGUUAAUGGACAAAAAUCUUUAGAGUUGUGUAUAAGAUAAUGUUUUCCAAGAUGUGUACCUAAAUGAGAUUGACUGAUCAGAGAGCUUGUAAAUAAAUAUUUUAAAAAUUGAUAGGCAUUCUAGCAGUCCCAUGAAACCUCAGCUGUAUACGGUCAAGGAUCUUCUCCCAUCUCAUUACAUAUGUACGGCAUAUGUAUUCAAGGAUUUAAAUUGAUUAGUCCUGUUUAACAGGCUGCCUGUAGAACAUGUGGCCUAAUAACUUUGCUUUAAUUAUCCCUUAGUCUAUCAGACAGGGAAAACAGAAAUUAUUUCUACUUUUAAUUAAAUAAAGGUGCCUUAGCUGUAUAUGAAUUUAAA